This is a messenger RNA of Protopolystoma xenopodis, 249 nucleotides long. NCBI's taxonomy places the organism in Eukaryota, Metazoa, Platyhelminthes, Monogenea, Polystomatidea, Polystomatidae. The record is from the annotation of a GenBank genome assembly.
AUGGUCCAGUUUGGGGUCUCUCCUCUUCUUCAUACAGGCAUCUCAUCUCUCAUUGAUCCUGCCGCUGAAUCAACCUGUUCAACGAUCACAAGAGGCAGAAGUGGACAUUCUUUGGGUAGCACCAGCACUGGUACCUUGGGGCGGGUCACAGGCCUCAUCAACUCAACUCGAUCGCCGUUACUCGACCGUUGGCUCACAAGCCAGGAUGAACGGCUCAUGGCCUGGUGCCAGGCUCUGGCAGGGAGGUAG